Molecule: messenger RNA, 929 nt
Organism: Microtus oregoni (creeping vole)
Lineage: Eukaryota; Metazoa; Chordata; Mammalia; Rodentia; Cricetidae
Product: potassium voltage-gated channel subfamily E member 3
Exons: 4
Coding region: 300-617 (105 amino acids)
Biological process (GO): potassium ion export across plasma membrane; regulation of heart rate by cardiac conduction; regulation of ventricular cardiac muscle cell membrane repolarization
Cellular component (GO): membrane
Molecular function (GO): potassium channel regulator activity; voltage-gated potassium channel activity involved in ventricular cardiac muscle cell action potential repolarization; transmembrane transporter binding
Source: RefSeq, a predicted model, not a curated record
CGGCAAGGAGCGCUGCUGGGCAUCAAUGCAGAGCUCACAGGGGAAGAUCGCAGAGGCAGGGACCCGGUUUGGGGUGCUACUAAAAUACCGAGUGGAUGUUCCCCAGAGAGAAGAGCAGCUCUUAGUUUUCCUGUCAACGCCAAGACUCUGGCUGUAUCCAGAUGCAUCCUGGGGAGGUCAAGGAACUGAGGAGUCGUGGGACAUCCACAAGGAGAUUCUCAAAGAUGUCUCAGAGCCAGCGGAGUUUCUGUACUGUUUGAUCACGUUCCAGUUCUUCCUUUACCUCAAUCUCUGUUGCUAUGGAGACUUCCAAUGGGACCGAGACCUGGUACAAGAGCCUCCAUGCUGUGCUGAAGGCUCUGAACGCCACCCUCCACAGUCACUUGCUCUGUCGUCCUGGGCCAGGGCCAGGACCUGGGCCAGACAAUCAAACUGAAGAACGCCGAGCUAGCCUUCCUGGCCGUAAUGACAACUCCUACAUGUAUAUUCUCUUUGUCAUGUUCCUAUUUGCUGUCACUGUGGGCAGUCUCAUCCUGGGAUACACCCGUUCUCGCAAGGUGGACAAACGUAGUGACCCCUAUCACGUGUACAUCAAGAACCGUGUGUCUAUGAUCUGAUGUGAGGUGCCCAAGAAUGACGGAAGACUCUGCUGCCUGAGGAUUGUCUUCUUGGGGCCCCAGAACUCAACUCUGGACCCUCUCAAGCCUUAGUGUCUCUAUCUAUACAAGAGCAACAAGAAAUUGGUAAGAGAGAUUGCCGUUGGGACCAGAAAGGAUAGGCUGGUAGUCCUGGCCUUGUGGAUAAGGCAUUUUUUCCCAGACAAAGAUAGGCAUUAUAUACUAGGAGCCCAUGAACAAAUACAUAGAAGUAUGGACUACCGGUGAGUAGGAGAAGAGGAAGAGGAAGGGAAAUGGAGAAGAAGAUGCUCU